This is a messenger RNA of Fusarium pseudograminearum CS3096, 1128 nucleotides long. RefSeq lists its product as uncharacterized. The coding region runs from base 1 to 1128 and encodes 375 amino acids. The transcript is spliced from 2 exons. Lineage: Eukaryota; Fungi; Ascomycota; Sordariomycetes; Hypocreales; Nectriaceae. The record is from RefSeq and is a predicted model, not a curated record.
AUGUCUCAACCCAAAUUCGUCCAUUGCGUUGGAAGCCCAGCAUUUAAACCAGAUGAUGCUAUUGAAGACAUCGACCGCCAGAAGGAAGCUGUCGACUAUCUGCUGAAGAAUGACCUGUACAACGCCAGUCGAGUACUAUUCCAGCUUCCCGAUCCGGAUCCCUACACAUAUCAUGCCAUAACAAGUGUAAAGCUUGCCCAGGUGCAAUCUGUCGUGAAUCUCGGAGGCAGCAAUGGCCUGCAUGCCUGGUACCGUGACGACGACGGCUCACCAAGAGAUCCGCCUCCUCAGACCGAUGUUGAAGCAUAUGCCUCUAUUUUCAGACCAUCAACGGCAACUGGUGCGGUUCUCAAGAACCUGGGAACCAAUGCUAAAAAAGGCUCAACGAGAAGUGAGGUCGCAGCCAAUCUAGAGAGAAAACGAUAUCUACACCCGGGGCUCGUAACGAAACUCACUGUUCCCAAGUCCAAGAAACCGCCUAGCACAAACCCAUAUCUGGAUUUCUGGAUGUGGUCAUGCCACUCCCUAGAGUGGUGCGGUCCUUGCCCGGCAUCAGAACGUGUUGCCACAAGCCAUCACGUUCUGCCCAUCUUCAUGCAUCACUUUGGCUGUGCAACACCAACUCAUGAAAGCCUCUCAGUUCUCAAGAUCCUGGCUGAUGGGCGCCCUAUUGCGGAUAUAGGGUCAGGAAAUGGAUACUGGGCCUUUAUGCUCCGUCGUUACGGCCUGACAGUACACGCGGUGGAUAACAUGCAGAGCGAAUGGCGAGUCAAUUGGGUCAAUGACACAGUCAUUUCCGACGGUACCAAGUGGUUGCGCAAGAACUCCAAUGGAAAAGAAAUGGUACUCCUACUCGUGUACCCUGUCGUUGGCGGCAGCAUAGGUGGUGGUACUGAAGGAGGCUUUACGAGAAACCUUGUGGCUGCAUUCGAAGGCGACACUAUCGCGGUCGUGGGCACGCAAAACCGAAACGGUUACACAGGAUUCAAGGGAAUAACUAUGGACGAGUUCAUGACGAGUGAGCAUAAGGAUUGGACCAUGGUCGCCAAGGUUGCCUUACCUUCGUUUCCUGGCAAGGACGAGGCACUGUAUGUGUUCCAACGUGGCGAAAGAGUGCCAGUGCAAUAG